CCGCCCCAGCCCCGCUGCGCCAGCGGGGCCUGCCCGGGGUGGGCGAGGAGAAGGAGGAGGAGGGACUCCGCAGCGGCAACAACUGACGUGUCCCCGCCAUGGAGCUCGGCGUGAUUCAUCAGCGGCAGCGGGGCGGCAGCGGGGUGUCGCGCUCCGCUCCCGCGUAGGCACUGCCGCGGCGGGGACAGCCCCGGCACCGCUCUGCCGCCCGCGCCGCCCUCCUCCUCUUCCUCGCCGCCUCUCCUCUUCCCCCGCGGCUGGGCGAGGAUCCCGGGGGAGGCAAGAUGGAAGAAAUCCUGCGAAAGCUGCAGAAGGAGGCGUCGGGGAGCAAGCACAGGGCCAUCAAGGAGAGCUGCACCUGGGCUAUCGAAACCUUGGAUUCUCCCGAUGCUGCUAUUAAGAUACCUCCAUAUCAGCUGAGGGAGAAGUGUCUCCUUCCACUUCAACUGGCUCUGGAAUCAAAGAGCAUGAAGCUGGCCCAACAGGCUCUAGCAGGGAUGCAGAAGCUGCUGUCUGAUGAGAGGUUUGUAUCCGUGGAAACAGACUCAGAUGAGAAACAGUUGCUUAAUCAGAUGCUGAAUGCUGUCAAAGUGACUCCUUCGCUCAAUGAAGACCUGCAAGUUGAAGUGAUGAAGGUCUUGCUCUGUAUAACAUAUACCUCCACGUUUGAGCUGAAUGGGAGUUCAGUGUUGAAGAUUGCUGAGGUUUGCAUUGAGACAUAUGUAUCUAGCUGUCACCAGCGGAGCAUUAACACCGCUGUGCGGGCAACCCUCAGCCAAAUGUUGAGUGACUUGACUUUACAGUUACGACAAAAGCAAGAAAACAUGAUAGUUGAAAACCCUGACGCCUUGCAGAAAUUCAAGAGUCAAGGUACUUCAGCUGAGUCUCUUUGUGAUGAUGUUGUAUCUGUCCUCACUGUGCUCUGUGAGAAACUCCAGGCUGUCAUAAAUGACAAUCGUCAACUUCAGCUUCUUUACUUGGAGUGUAUCCUCUCCAUGCUAAACAGCUCCUCCCCCAGCAUGCACCAGCACAAAGGAUUCACUGAUCUCAUAUGGAAGCAACUGUGUCCAGCCCUAAUAGUAAUCCUGGGAAAUCCAAUCCAUGAUAAAACUAUCACCUCUGCCCACAGCAGCAUCUGCCUUGAGACUGAUUCACCUUCCUCAGGGAUCUCUGAUCAUGGCCGGGGUUCGGGUUGUUCUUCCACAGCCCCUGCCCUUAGUGGGCCUGUUGCACGGACCAUAUAUUAUAUUGCAGCAGAACUGGUUCGACUGGUGGGGUCAGUGGAAUCUAUGAAGCCUGUGCUGCAGUCUCUGUAUCACCGGAUAUUGCUUUACCCACCACCUCAACACCGAGUAGAAGCCAUCAAAAUUAUGAAGGAGAUACUUGGCAGUCCUCGGCAGCUUUGUGAUUUGGCAGGGCCCUGCUCUUCUGAGUCAGAAUCCAAGAAGAGGUCUAUUUCUAAAAGAAAGUCCCAUCUGGAUCUUCUCAAGCUUAUCAUGGAUGGGAUGACGGAAGCGUGCAUCAAAGGUGGUAUUGAAGCUUGUUUUGCUUCAGUGUCCUGCGUCUUUGCCCUGCUUGGAGCCUUAGAUGAGCUGAGCCAAGGGAGGGGUCUUAGUGAAGAGCAGAUCCAGCUGCUGCUCCAGCGCGUAGAAGAAUUGAAGGAUGGGACUGAGACAAGCAGGGACUCCAUGGAGAUCAAUGAUGCUGACUUCAGGUGGCAGAGACGCAUCCUGUCCUCAGAAAAUCCUGCCUGGGAAUCAGGAAAUGAGAAGAGUCCUGAUAUUAGCAUUAGCGUUACCACAGACACUGGUCAGACUACUUUGGAAGGGGAUAUGGGACAAACAACUCCAGAGGAUAAUCCAGAAAAUCAAAAAAACUCCAUGCCAUCUUCAGCUGGACAUGAAAGCAAAGAGAUUCAUUACAGAGAACCAGAGUCAGAAACCAUUGACCAGCCAGAUGUUGUUCAAAGAAGCCACACCAUAGUCUAUCCAGAUAUAACUAACUUUUUAUCAGUUGAUUGCAAGACCCGAUCCUAUGGAUCCAGAUACAGUGAGAGUAACUUCAGUGUAGAUGACCAGGACCUUUCUAGGACUGAGUUUGAUUCGUGUGAUCAGUAUUCCAUGGCAGCAGAAAAGGAUUCAGGCAGGUCUGAUGUCUCAGACAUAGGCUCUGACAAUUGUUCCCUGGCUGAUGAGGAGCAGACACCACGGGAUUGCCCAGGUCACAGGUCCUUACGCACUGCUGCUCUCUCUCUGAAAUUGCUGAAGAGCCAAGAAGCAGACCAACACAGUGCACGGCUCUUUAUCCAGUCACUCGAAGCGCUUCUUCCUAGGCUUAUAGCUCUUCCCAGCAUAGAAGAAGUGGAUGGAGCCCUGCAGAGCUUCUCUUCAACAUUCUGCUCAGUUACUCACCUUAUCCACGCCCCCAAAGUGACGACAGUGGAAAGUCCGAGAAGGCAGCAGCACAGAGCUUUCAAACCCUCACGAGGUAUGAUGCACUCGCCAGGAUUUGAGGGAAACCUAAAUUUCAACUUCCAGACUCUGAUGAAUGCAGACAGUCUCUACGUGGUAUCACAUUACACUUUGCUGCUCAACCUAAAAUUGGCAAACUCAGAUUACUACAGGAAGAAGCCUGCCCAAGCCCCUGUGUUGCUGAAGGAGUUCAUGAAGCAGAUCCAGUCCAGUGGAGUGUUGAUGGUAUUUUCCCAGGCAUGGGUUGAAGAAGUGUACCACCAGGUACUAGAAAGGAACAUGCUAGCGGAAGCUGGAUACUGGGGAAGCCCUGAGGAGCACAGCCUUCCACUUAUCAGCAUGCUGACAGACAUCGACGGCUUGGGCAGCAGUGCAAUUGGUGGCCAAUUGAUGGCAUCUGCUUCAGCUCAAUCUCCUCUUUCCCAAAACAGGAAGACUGAUGAUUCUGUUCUUGCAGGAAUUGCUUUUGCUCGAUACAUUUUAAUUGGCUGUUGGAAGAACUUGAUCGACACUUUGUCCACCCCACUGACUGGCCGCAUGGCAGGCAGCUCCAAGGGGCUGGCCUUCAUCUUGGGAGCAGAAGGAGCCAAAGAGCAGAACCAGAAGGAGAAGGACUCCAUCUGUGUGAGCCUGGAUGGACUAAGGAGGGCGGCCCGGCUGAGCUGUGCUCUAGGUGUCGCUGCUAACUGUGCAUCUGCUCUUGCCCAAAUGUCUGCGGCUUCCUGUGUCCAAGAAGAGAAAGAGGAAAAAGAAAUCCAAGAACCCAGUGAUGCUAUAGCUCAAGUGAAACAGAAAGUGGAGCAAAAACUGGAGCAGAUGGGGAAAGUGCAGGGAGUCUGCCUGCACACUGCUCAUGUUUUGUGUAUGGAUGCAGUCCUUAAUGUGGGUCUGGAGAUGGGAAGCCAUAAUCAGGACUGUUGGCCUCAUGUAUUCAGGGUAUGUGAGUACAUCAGCACGCUGGAGCACACCCACUUCAGUGAUGGUGCUGCCCAGCCCUCCCUCACCAUCACCCAGUCACAGCAAGCACCUGGAGGGUCGCACCCAGACUCCGAGCCUGGGGAGGCUCCUCAGGCACUGACCCCCGAGCAAGAGACCACCCUCAGCAGCCAUCCUGUCAUUCAGCCAGUUUCUAUCCAGGAUCUCAUCAAGGACAGCAGUAAGGGCAGAGCUUUUGAUUUCCGUGGAGGCAGUCUGCUGUGUGGUACCAGUGCCGCCAAGGCUGUUCUCACACUCUCCACGCAGGCUGACAGGCUUUUUGAAGAUGCUGCUGACAAGUUAAACUUGACGGCAUUGGCAGGCUUCCUUUACCAGCUCAAGAAGGCUUCUCAGGCCCAGCUUUUCCAUUCAGUCACAGAUACAGUUGAUUACUCACUAGCAAUGCCAGGUGAAGUAAAAUCUACACAGGACAGGAGAAGUGCACUUCACUUAUUCCGACUUGGUGAUGCCAUGCUCAGAAUUGUCCGGAGUAAAUCCCGCCCAUUGCUCCACCUUAUGCGCUGCUGGAGCCUGGUGGCACCUCACCUUGUAGAGGCUGCCUGUCACAAGGAGAGACAUGUGUCUCAGAAGGCUGUCUCCUUCAUCCAUGACAUCCUCACCGAAGUGCUGAUGGACUGGAACGAGCCUUCCCACUUUCACUUCAAUGAGGCACUUUUCCGCCCCUUCGAGCGCAUCAUGCAGCUGGAGCUGUGUGAUGAGGACGUCCAAGACCAGGUGAUCACUUCUAUAGGAGAGUUGGUGGAAAUGUGCUCUACCCAGAUCCAGUCAGGAUGGAGACCCCUGUUCAGUGCCCUGGAAACAGUGCACAGCAGCAGCAAGUCAGAGGUCAAAGAGUACCUUGUAGGAGAAUACUCUAUGGGGAAACGCCAGGCUCCAGUCUUUGAUGUCUUUGAAGCAUUUCUAAACACAGACAACAUCCAGGUCUUUGCCAACGCUGCCACCAGUUAUAUUAUGUGCCUUAUGAAGUUUGUCAAAGGACUGGGGGAAGUAGAUUGUAAGGAGAUGGGUGACUGUGUGCCAGGAUCAGGAUCUGCAUCUACAGACUUGUGCCUUCCUGCACUUGAUUACCUCAGGAGAUGUUCUCAGUUGUUAUCCAAAAUCUAUAAAAUGCCCUUGAAACCCAUCUUCCUCAGUGGUCGGCUGGUUAACUUGCCCCGAAGAGCGCAGGAACAGUCAGCCAGCAGUGAGGAUGGGAUUGAGUGCAUCCUUUCUGACUUUGAUGAUGACACUGGCCUUAUCAAUGUCUGGAUUAUUCUGCUGGAAGAAUUAACAACUGCCAUAUCCAAUUGUCCUCGUCAGCACCAGCCUCCUACUUUGGAUCUGCUUUUUGAGUUGCUGAGGGACGUUGCCAAGACACCUGGACCAGGAUUUGGCAUUUAUGCAGUUGUACAUCUUCUUCUUCCCACGAUGUCUCUUUGGCUCCAUCGCAGUCAUGGUGACCAUUCUUACUGGGAUGUGGCAUCUUCUAAUUUCAAGCAUGCCAUUGGCCUUUCCAGUGAACUUGUAGUGGAGCACAUUCAGAAUUUCAUACACUCAGAUAUUGGUUAUGAAAAUAUGAUCAAUACUAUGUUGAAAGAUCUUUUCAAGUUGCUGGUAGCCUGUGUAGCAGAGCCAACAGAAAUUAUUUCCAGAGUUGGCUGCUCCUGUAUCAGGUAUGUGUUGGUGACAGCAGGGCCUGUUUUUACUGAAGAGAUGUGGAGGCUUGCCUGUUGUGCUUUGCAGGAUGCAUUCUCUGCCACUCUGGAGCCAGUAAAGAACCUGUUGGGCUAUUUCCAUAGUGGUGCUGAAAGCUUUAGUGGAGAUGCCUGUGAAGUGAAGGUGGCAGCCCCCUCCCUCUCACCAAGUGCUGAAGCUGAGUACUGGAGAAUCAGAGCCAUGGCACAACAGGUCUUCAUGCUGGAGACUCAGUGUUCCCCAAAAACCCCUAGCAACAAGGAGGGGUUUGAACACGCCCAGUCAUGUGUGCUCAUUAUUGACCUGCCACCAGAUAAGAAACCAAAUGGGCAUAACCAGAGAAGGAAGCUGGGCAUUCCUUUCAGGACGAUAGUGGUGAGCUUGCUGUCCCACCAAGUACUACUCCAGAAUUUAUAUGACAUCUUACUGGAAGAAUUUGUGAAAGGUCCUUCUAACUUAGAGGAAAAAAUGGCAAUACAAGUACCAGAAAACAAGUUGGCUGGUUUUCUCAGGUACAUCUCCAUGCAAAACCUGGCUGUCAUCUUUGACUUACUCCUGGACUCCUACAGAACAGCCAGAGAGUUUGACACCAGACCUGGGCUGAAGUGUUUGUUGAAGAAAGUGUCUGGCAUUAGUGGAGCUGCCAACUUAUAUCGCCAGUCAGCAAUGAGCUUCAACAUCUACUUCCAUGCCUUGGUUUGUGCAAUCCUGACAAACCAGGAGAACAUCACUGCAGAGCAAGUGAAAAAGAUCCUCUUUGAAGAUGAUGAGAGAAGCACGGACUCAUCACAGCAGUGUUCUUCAGAAGAUGAAGACAUUUUUGAAGAAACUGCCCAGGUCAGUCCCCCACGAGGGAAGGAGAAGAGGCAGUGGAGGGCUCGAAUCCCAUCUUUGAGCGUCCAGCCUGUCAGCAAUGCAGACUGGGGAUGGCUGAUCAAGAGGCUUCACAAGCUCUGCAUGGAGCUGUGCAACAACUACAUCCAAAUGCACCUGGACCUGGAGAAUAAUGUAGAGGAACCUCCAGUGUUCAAAGGUGACUCUUUCUUCAUUUUACCAUCUUUUCACUCAGAAACCUCCACCCCUUCAACUGGAGGGCUGUCUGGAAAGGACACACCAUCAGAAGAUGACCGAAGUCAAAUCAGAGACCAACUGGGAGACAGCUUGACACCUCGAGGAGGGAGUGGAGAAAUAUUGCUCCUACCCCCACCCCUGAGUCCUAAACCAGAGAAAAAAGAGCAAACCAAGAAAAAAGAAUGGUGGGAGAGUGCUGGCAACAAAAUCUACACCAUAGCCACUGACAAAACCAUCUCCAAGUUUAUGACAGAAUACAAGAAGAGAAAGCAGCAACAGGCCAUGACAUCCUUCACCAAAGAGGUCAAAGUGGAAAAGAAAGGAGAACUCCUGGGUUCAAGAGGGCCAGAUUCACCUGUACUCCAGCGGCCGCAACAUCUUCUAGAUCAAGGUCAAAUGAGGCAUUCAUUCAGUGCUGGUCCAGAGAUCCUGAGACAAGAGAAGAGACCCCGUUCAGGGUCCACAGUCAGCUCCCUGAAUAUAUCUAUUAGGGAUGCAGAGGCCCAGAUACAGGCAUGGACCAACAUGGUGCUGACAGUUCUCAACCAGAUUCAGGCUCUGCCAGACCAAACUUUCACAGCUCUGCAGCCAGCAGUGUUUCCCUGUAUCAGCCAGCUGACUUGCCACGUGACAGAUAUCCGUGUCCGCCAGGCAGUGCGGGAGUGGCUGGGAAGAGUGGGCCGCGUUUACGAUAUCAUCAUUUAAACCAAGCUGUGCUCUGUUGCAAAGGGCAGAAGACAUUCAAGGUAUACAGCAAAGAAGUACUUGGGGUUCAUUAAUUGCCUAUUUGUUGGUGAUAAAUUAAGAAACAGUGAGCAUGUCAAUUUAUAUUGUCUAUCCACCUGUGUGUCCCUCACUCACACUAGCAAAGGAGGCAAAGCAUGAGUCUGUUGAGGAUCUAGCAUGGCCCCAGAACCCAGAACCUGUCUGUAAGUCAGGCUCCUACCAGAAGAGGUGAUGCAAUUCAUAGCCUUCAUUCUAAUUCGAAUUUGCAGCAGAACUUCCACACUUGAAAUUAGCUGUGAGUGCAGCUGUCACGUGGAUGUCAAACCAGGUCAGUAAACCUAUUUAACUUAGAAAAUAAAUAAAUAAAAACAAGUUAGUGAAAAGGUGGGGCUAUAGGACAAGUGAUAAGGUGACAUUUUUUUAGGAGAACAUCUUCCCUUCAAAAAUUGGCAUGUGAGAGGAUAGCCAACUAAAGAUCAUUGGAGUAACUAAAUGUGUCACUCACUAGAGAAAGUGGAAAUUAAUUUUGCUCCAAGAAGAGCCUCUGAAGUCACAUUUGGAGUAACUAAAGGAUCCCAGGUCUAAAAUGGGUGAACCAAGCAUAGACUAUUGAUCCUCGCAUUGCUUUUGUGGAGUAUUGCUCAAAAAGAAAUGGCACUGUCAAACUGCCCUCUCUGCAGCACCACCCUGGCUGCCUCUUCACCCUAUGCCUACAGAUGAGCAUUUUGCCACAUGUCUAAUUCCCCCUAAGGGCAAAAGGGAAGUUUGUUUUGCUCUUUCCUGUGAAGCUGUGGGGAAGACACACCACAGCAAAUACCAGCAUGUGCCAGUAUCCAGCACUCAACGAAGCAGAGUAAAGUGUUCCAGUUUAAGCACCACUACAGCUAUUAUUCUACUGGAAAAUUAUGUUUGCAUAUGUAGAUCUUCUGUAGCCAGGAACACCCUUAUCAACUUUGUUAAAUGUCGCCUAUCACUCCACUUGGAGCUGAAGCAAGAUGGAAAAUUGGUAUGAUGGUAUGAAAGGGAGGUAUAUUUCCUGUUUCUCUCUAAUUUCUUGUCUGCUGCUGUAAAUAGAAAAAGACAGAUCCUCAUGGAGGUACAACCCCCUCCAUGCAGCACUUCUAUUGGGACUAUUGCAAUUGGCUGUUAUUGGUAAGAGGGAAGAGAAGGGGGAGGAUUGACUAUUGUGUUGUCAAAUGCAUAUGUGAUGCUUUUCACACAAAGCAAAGGGUUACCUUGCUGCACAAGUUAUGUCACAGCCCUUGGGACAUUUCAUCUUGUAUUCCCAUGCUAUAUCAUUUGUUGGUAACUUGUUGAAAAUGAGUUGAUUUUAAUUUUGGGUGACCCCUUAAUGCUGUUCUCUGAAGGCUUUUAAAAUGUGCAUGCCAACUAAAUAUACAGCUUCAGUCCCUGCUCCAAAGCAUCCUAAAAAUGUCAUCUCUUUAUAUCAGGCCUGGAUUUUGCACAAAUUACUGCUUUUAGCAUCUUAAACCUGGAAAAACAGAGGCAGCCAAGAAGCUCUACUGAACAGCCAUCUCCCAAGCUGCUUUGUUCACAGUCUGACACCAUCCUCCUGCCUUUUCUCUCCAUUGCCUUCUUCCCAUUUGUCACCUGCUAGUCUUGUGCAGGGAGUAUUUGUCCCAUAACUUUCUGUAGUGCCAGUCAUGCUGUUUUCCUUUCUUUCAAAAGUUCCCUUUGCUGAAUUGUUUAAAGGACAUAAAAUUUAUGUAAAAACCACUCUUUUCUACCACCUCAGCUGACUUUAUGAAUUACUAAUUUAACAAUUAUUUCAAUUGUCGAUUUUCCCCCAACAGUUUUAAUACUUCCUCAGGGACAGGUUAGAUUAGGCUUUGGUAUCUGAGAGAGUAGUAACACAGUUUGUUUUCUGUUGCCAUGUCUUUCUUAUCUUCAGGUAAAAGUGUGGUUACAUUUUUUGUUAAAGUUUUUAUUUGGCAUCUAUACAGAACUGUUUUUAAAGCAGUACAAUAAUUAGGCAACAACAAAAAUCAGAGUAAUAAACCAUAUUCAAAGCAGCCAACUAUGAUGGUUUCAUUAUAAAUGCAUUGAAUAGAUGCAGAUCCUUGCUGUACUGACCUAAAACUAAAGCAGAUCCCUAAAUUAUGUACGGGAAAUAAAAUUGACAGCAGUACUAGUGAAAUCACUCAGGACUACAGAAGAGGUCCUAGAAUCUAGGAAUCACCAUGGUUGCAUUGUGGUUGCAAUGCAAAAUCCUUCUGUAAAUCAGAAAAAAAAGCUUUAGGAGUGACAAUACCAUUACCACCACCUCCUUCAAGCCCAUGAACACAGUAUAACCUAAUGUUACCUGAUUAGCCACCAUUUAGACCUAAAAUGUAAUUUCACUUUAACUAUUUACACUACAAAUACCACAUUGGAAAACAAGGACAAGUACAUUUGCUGUUGGCCUAUUUUGAGCUUUGUCCUUCAAAUUAUGCUCUAAGUGCCCAUUGUCACACCUCAGUGCCUCUGCUCAUUAACACCCCUUCCUAAAAGGUCAUAAAUAACUUUGAGUAAUUCCAGCAAAGUAAUUUAGGAGGGAAGAAGGAAUAUUUGAACCAGCAGACUUUCCAGAGCCAAAUUCAGUAUGUGCUGCUUUUCCUUUUCCUUGUGUAUAUAAAAUGCUAACCAGGUGAGGGGAGCAGCCCAUGGCUGCUUCAGUAACCACAACCAUGAGAUGUAGAAGCUGAAGCUUUCUGAUGCACCUUCAAAACAUAAACAAAUAAAAAGAAAUUAGUUGGUUCAUCAGAUUCUCGGCAAUUUUUCUGCUAGUUUAGCUGUAGACACCAGUAAGCCCCAAAGAAGUAGAAUAAUGCAUGUGUAAAGCCACCAUUUCAUAGGUGCUGUGUGGCCUGUUUCAUGGCUCAUGAGUGCCAGCAUGAUACCAUCAGACCUCAUAAAGCAAGCUUUUACCCAAAGGAGAAGUCUGCCAGAACAGUCCCAGGAAAAGGGGACUGGCAUCAGCCUGUCCUAAGCUUCAGAAGGGGAAUUCCCAGCAUUUCACACCCCAGGCAUGUCCAGGUACAUGUCCAUGCUACAGUGGCUUUUCUGCUUUCUGCUUGUGAGUGGGGAAGCACCUCAGUCAGUAGCAGUCCUUGUGUCCACAUGUGUAUUCACACAUGUAUCCCGUUUAAAUCUAUACUGCUAGCUCUACAGCCUCAUGCAUGGCAGCGUAUUGGCAGCUUUACUGUUGAACCAAACAUGUGAACCAUGAGCAAACCAGUCUCUGCAUUGCAGCAUGAGCUUGCUCUUUACUCGGUUAAUGACCACAUUCUUCUCUUCUCCUGCCUUUAGUUUUUUUGUCACAUAAAUUUCUGUAGGAGUUUGGUUUGAUUUUUUUAAUUGAACUGGCCAGUUGUUUUUUAAAAUAAUUGCCUAGUAAAUUUUACUCAACUAAAAUGCUUUAAAAAAGAAGAUGUUAUAGCUUGACAUCCUUCUCAGGUACCAGAGCUGCACCUCUGCUGCCUUUGCCUAAUUCACACCACCCUCCUCAGGGCCACUGUAGUCAGCAGAGACAAGGACAUCUCAUCUUAAAAUCUUCAGGCAGUUGAUAACAGAGAAAGUUGUUGCUGCCCCCCAUCAACUAUCUUUAAGCACACGAAACAGCUCAUCACUGUGCAAAUAUUUAAAGCUGAGAAAAGCAGAGCACUCAUCAGGAAAGCAGUCCUGAAGAGGGGCAGGGUUUGACCGUACCUUACAUGCUCAGGUCAUCGCAUAUGUUUGCACCUCAUCACUGUGAACAUAUGCAGUCAUAUGAGAUGAUUGACAUAUAUAUGUACAGAUACCUGUAGCUCCAGUCGCUGCCAUAUUCUGGGUAUUCAGCAUAUUUUCAAAGAGCUAUCCACAUCAGUAAUAUGCGUAUCUGCUGUGUUAUGUAUUUGUGUCACACCAGCAAUGGUUAGCACAGUUGUUCUGGUACCUUUUCUGAGCAUUCAGCAGCCACUGAAUUACAACCACUAUCUCUUGGUUAAUAUGCCUUCAUGUUUUUAUGAUGUUAAAAUAUAGAUUUAAUGCUUUACAGGGAUAAACACUCAUUUCAGAAUAACUGACUUGAUUUACCAUAUAGAAAGAAUUAUUAGAAAAAGAUUUACACAGACCUGGGCAAUACUUUCCUUGUACAACUCCCAGCACAGGCAACACAGCUUUUGCUUCAUCACAGAUGAAAAAUUUAUGUCCUCAGCACUGUGGUUUGCUCAUGUCAAGGCCAAGCACAGUUUACACUUGUUACUUGUAACGUGCUUUCCCUUUCACUUUGAGCUUCAAGUUUUGUUUAAAACUUGAACUUUUAUGUAAAAUUCACUGACAAAUCCUCACUCACCAAAGAUAAAAGCCCCAUCUCUAAGUACCAUGUGCAAUCUUCACCUGUACUUUAAAUAGCAGCAUCUCAGGGUUGGUAUCAACAAUGCAGAGUCCAUCACAGCACUGACAUGAAACCAAGUGACAAACAAGUUAGAAAGCAGAGUCCAGCUCCAUUUGCUGCCUGCACUUUGUAGCUUUCUUCACAGCUUGGGCCCACGCUCAAAGUACUAAAGCUGUUGAAAUCAAUGGAAGUUAAGUAGCUAGGGAUCUUUAAUACUCAGGACUCGGUCCUUGAAUCCUUAAAUCCCUACAUACAGGUUCACAAGUUCUCAGGAAAGGAGGAAUCCUGUAAAAUUCUUUGUGUCACCCUCUCUGCUGCUGCCCUCCAUACACCUCCGGCUUGAAAAAUCCAUGGGAACCAGCACACACUCCCAUGCAACCCCAUACUGCAAAACUAGAACCCUCACUUUUACAGAUCCAGCCAGCCAAAGUGAUUUAUUUUUUCUCUAGCUCAUCUGUAUAGAAACCUGUUGAGAAACUGUGCAUGUGGGUUGGCUAUUGUCACCAUCAGCAAUCCAUUCUAGUAAUGCCAUUUCUCAGUACUAAAUUGUUUUUAAUUCACAAAAAAUGAAGUGCUUCCUUCCUCCCCAUGCCCUUUUAUACAAAGGUAUGUCUAAGUUGCUGAUCAUUCCACAAGUGUUAAAGAAGUCAGAUGACACCAUCAAUUUACCAAAAGAAGUUUCUCUUCUUUUAGUGUGAAGGACCAAUUUACCAUUGUACAGAAGCACAAAUGUUGGAUUUUAUGCAAUGUAGAUAAAAGCAUGUGGCAGCUAGUGAUCCCUUUUCACUGAGCCUCCCUAAUUUGAGCGGAGCUUCUAUAGGGAUAUCACCAAAGGGUCUCAGCAGCCCUCACCAGCAACAUGCCUGGGACUCCAGAAGUUAUACAACUGCAAGGAAAAAAUAAUUUCCACUAAUUCCCCUCAGAAUACAUAUUAUAUAUGUGACACUUACUAAUAUGAUACUAAACAAACAGUUCUGGCCAAACAAGCAGUGUUGGCUUUUUUUAAAGAAAAAAUGAAAACACAUGUGGCCUAAGUGUGCAUCAGUCUUUUCACUUAAUGCUCAGAAGUCUCCAAGCUGAAAACUAAAAGCAGAGGGAAGAAGAAAUGCCCUAAUUCUAUGGAUAUUAGUGGAGCUAUGGUGUAUGAUCCUGGAUUAAUGCAAUAAUGAGCUUUCCUGUGGAACCAGAUCCCUCAAAUUCCAAUUUUUGGCAAAAUCACAAGUUGAGGUUGCAUAAUCUACACUGCCACAUUGAAUUGGAGAGCUGAGCUUAUGGAACGCAUUUUUGGUUAAGAAACAUGGCAACAGGAGCUAUUAAAUCUUUUUACCUAACAUCCCACUUUUCAAAAGGUAGCUUAUGUACUUGGAUAAAUUUUAUCUGACUCCCAUAGAGCAUCAGGGUCCUGUUCCCUGUCCAUGCAUUUGGUCCAUCUGGGCUGUGGUGAAGUGUCACACUUCCACAAGUAGCAAGCUGAAGCAAGAGAGCACAGCUGGCAGACAGGCACAGGCAUACAGGCUCAAAUAAGGGACAAAUAUCUCCUCCACAAUCAGGUUGUGACUCCUGAGCCCCCCACUGCAGAGGAAGACAGGGCUUGAUAUCAAAGGGAGAACAGUCAGGAAGGGCAGAGCAGGGUGGUGACAGCACAUGUAGCCCACGUGUUUGCUAGACGGGAGCAAGAGGCUGAAGGUGUGCAAUGACAACAGCAAGAACCUUCUUUCAGUUCCCCCCACUUCUCUGCCUCUUUUCCUCUCCCCCCACCCCUUUUGUCAUUUUUGUGAGACUACAAACAUACUUCUAUGGGCCCUUCAACCAGAACUGAAAGCAAGCCAAAGGGAGUGGACACUCCAUUUCGCCAAAGAUCUAAGUCUUGUCUGUUUGAAAAUUAAAAAAAAAAAAAAUCUAAAAAAUCAAAUUUUAUUUCCAUGAUGAUGGUUGCCAGAGGAAGAAUUUUACCACAAAACAUGAUUCCCAGGACUUAAUCUCUCUAGCUGUAUAUUCAGGAGGAGUCAAUAGUUCUUCUUAAGAGAGACUAUAUAUUACCUUGUCAAACAAGUGCUUACAUUGGGUUUACCUUCUGCUGAGCUCCUACCUAUCUGCAAUGCCUUGGUCUCAUCCGUGUUUCCUCCCUCUACCUUUCUGCUCUUCUUUAGAAGAACACUUCCCCAUGUCCACCAUGUCCUGUUGUGCCGCUAGCUUUGUAUGGUCCUUGGGUGUCCAGUGGUUGGGCAGUCACUGUCAGCUGGCUUGCAAAUUGUAUUUUGUGUAUAUUUUAUUCUGACUGAAUUCUGAAAUGGAAAUAUUUUAAAACAAAAAGUAUAAACUAUUUAUGUUGCUUGUGUUGUAGAAUAAAGAUGCAAAUGCAAAAUAAAUUAC
This is a messenger RNA of Catharus ustulatus (Swainson's thrush), 13686 nucleotides long. RefSeq names its product ARFGEF family member 3 (gene ARFGEF3). The transcript has 36 exons. Bases 285 to 6917 code for a protein of 2210 amino acids. Gene Ontology annotation, molecular function: guanyl-nucleotide exchange factor activity. Gene Ontology annotation, biological process: regulation of ARF protein signal transduction. The record is from RefSeq and is a predicted model, not a curated record. Lineage: Eukaryota; Metazoa; Chordata; Aves; Passeriformes; Turdidae.